UUGAUCUACAGUGUAUUCAAGAUGGCGGACAACAUGAAAUCUCCUACCAUUUUGCCUAAAUCUGAUGGUGCAAGUGAAGUGACCACAACACAAGGACUGUAUGGAGUUCCAGACAGAUUGAGAACAGGGCUUUCAAAUGUCAAAGAUCAAAUAAAAGAUUCUCAUCCUUUGGAAUUUACAGAAAUGAAUUAUACCAAGAAUCAGCAAGCAUUAGAUAUGAGAAUGCUACGAAACACCCAAGGUCUUCAUGCACCAUUAAGACUACAAAUGGAGUGCGCUGUCACAUCAAAGAUCCAAAGACUUCCCUGUCUGCCCAGCUCAAUGAUUGCUUUAGAUACCCUCAUGGGAUCUGAUGACUCAAUAGGAUUUGAGGAUAUUCUUGGAGCACCUGGUGAUUUGGAAACUAUGGGUGAUAUCCACAGUAUUAUGGAAAGAAAACAUGGAUUUUAACCCAUCUUUACUACAAUGUUCUGUAUUUAUGACCUUGUMAAUCGUAUAGUUGUAGUCUUAUAAUGUCUUAAUAAAUGUUAGUUCAUAGAAAUUACCGGAAAUAAUAAUAAAACUUGUGAACCAAA
Molecule: messenger RNA, 575 nt
Organism: Exaiptasia diaphana
Lineage: Eukaryota; Metazoa; Cnidaria; Anthozoa; Actiniaria; Aiptasiidae
Product: proteasome maturation protein
Exons: 6
Coding region: 22-450 (142 amino acids)
Biological process (GO): proteasome assembly
Cellular component (GO): cytoplasm; nucleus
Source: RefSeq, a predicted model, not a curated record